AUGCUGGCCGACAGGUCGGCAGCCCCAGCCUGUGCGGUCGUGUUGACGCGGCCCUGGAAGGACGCCAAGGCGAAGUACCCGAAGAAGGCUGGCGAGACGGUCAAGGCGUACGAUGCCCGCCUGCGGAGCCUCGUGCCGACGCUGCGCGCAGCGGCCGAUGGCCUAGUCGGCGCGGCCGAGGCCCCUCCGAGCCCCCCUCCAGGCGAGGACUCGUUCACCACUUCGGACUUCCAUGACUGGCAGCGCGUGGUCACGGUCGGCUUUGGGUCGAGCCUCACUGCCGUGGACUUGUCGGUCACGCUGCUGGGCCUUACCAUCACGGACCCUGGGGGUCUGGGCGCCUUCGCUAGGGAGUUCACGAUGCGUACGUCCACAAGGCGAUGGAUUCGCAGCCGAUGCGGAGUGGCCAGGUCCGUCAUGGUGGAGUGCUGGCUUUACAUGGAGGUGCUCGGCCUGAACCGCAUGUACUGCGGGCGGGCGACCGCCACCUGGCAGCACGAGGGGUCCCUCACGCUGGCGCAGCGGCAGGCCAUGGCGCACCUCCUGUCGCGGGCCGAGGUCUUUGCGGAGGACCCCUUCGCGAGCGUGGAGGUGCCCGCGCUGUCGUCCGCCCUCCAGCACGCGGCCAUCGACUACAGCGGGCAGCCCACGGUCAAGGCACUCCCGUGCGUGCUCGCGGAGCUGAAGCCGGGCCUGCCGCAGCCCGAGCACGCAGGCGCCUUGGACGCGUGCGAGUUCGUGGAUGCGGACAUCGGCGCCUGGCUGAACGACCCCUCGGUGGCGCUGAAGCCCGAGGCCGAGUGGCCCAACCCGCUCCCGAGGGCGCGGGUCAACGUCAUCUCUGACAGCGACUGGGAGGCCCUCGCGGUGCACUUGGUGAAGUUGGGCAUCUUUACGGUGCUUGAGCCGCAUGAGGUGUUCCAGGUGCGGGGCGCUCCGCUCCUCAACGGCCUCUUCGCAGUCGAGAAGAAGGGAGCGCCUGGGCCAGGGGCCGAGCGGGUCACCAGGCUCAUCCUCAACAUGGUCCCAGGCAACUCGCUCCUCAAGCCGUUCGUCGGUGAGGCGUCUACACUCGCGGCGUCGACGGGGUGGACGACCCUUCACCUGCCCGAGGGCUCCCUGCUGCUGUGGUCUGGCGAUGACCAGAAGGGGGCCUUCUUUGUGUGGCGGAUCCCGCGCUGCUGGCAUGCUCACAUGGCGGUGGGCAAGGCGCUGCGCGGCGACCUGUUUGGGCGCGCGGGGCCGCGGGUCUUCGUCGCCUCAGCUGUCAUCUCGAUGGGUUGGAUGCUCGCCGUGCCGCUGUUCCAGCACAUACAUCGGCGAUUGUGUCGGCUUCCGCCCCCGCUUGGAGCGGGCCUACCGCCAGAGGCAGAGUGGCGGAAGGACACGGUGCGGCCGCUCGCUUUUGCUAAGCAGGGUCCCGUCCUUGCAUCUUGGUGGCAGGUAUACAUCGACGACUUCGACGCCCCCGAGAUCAUCGAGGAGGCCGCGGCGCUAGAGCUUCUUGGUAGCCAGGCAGAGUUGCAGGCCGCGGCCCGUGCCAGCUACGGGCGUGCGCACGUGGCGAUCUCCUCCGACAAGGCGCACCUCCGCCAGCUUCGCGUUGAGAGGAUGGGGGCUUCCGUUGACGGCGUCACGGGGCGGAUCGGGGCCCCCCUCAGCAAGGCGUUGUCCGCCUGCGGUCUCGCCAUCGCGACGCUCGGCCUGGACUUGGUCCCGUGGAGGCUGGCCAUGACUGUGCUCGGCCGCCUUGUCAGGGUUUUCGAGUUCCGACGGCCCUUGCUCAGCAUCUUGAAUGCAGUGUGGAGGCUUUCAGAGCCGCGGGCGCAGGUCUACCUGACGCGGGAGAUGAGGGAGGAGCUGAUGACGGCGCUCCUCGUGGUCCCGCUCGCCGCUACUUCGUUGAGGAGCCGCCUCGAAGGGAUGGCGUCGUGUUCAGACGCGUCCGAGUUCGGGGGCGGAGUCUGCGUGUCGACGGGCCUCCAUGAGCAGGCGGAGGCGACCAUCCUCGCCGCCGGCGAGCCUGGCGCUCAGCUGGGCGCGGGGGCGAGGGUCCUCGGCCUGCCAGUCGAUCCGCGGGCGCCCUGGACUCGCAGCAAUCCGCGGAUCCCACGGGCCAUCGUCGCCCGAGUCCUCAGGGUCCUCUGCAUCGGGCUGUUCGACGGCAUCGGCGGGUUGGCGGUCGCGCUCUCGCGCCUGCCCGUGCGCAUCGUCGGGUACGUGAGCGCCGAGACGGACGCCAAGGCCAGGAGGGUCGUACGGCUCAGGUGGCCAGGCGCCAUCGACUGGGGGGACGUCAGGACCGUGACCGCCCAGACGGUGGAGGAUUUGAGGAUCGCCUACCAGUCCGAGGUCGACCUUGUGGUCGCGGGCGCAGGCAGCCCGUGCCAGGGGCUCACGGGGCUAAACGCUGCUGGGCGAGGCCUGGCCGACCCGAAGUCUUCGGUCUUCUUCGAGGUGCCGCGCAUCUUCGGGCUGCUGUCAGACGCUUUCGGGGCGAGUUUCAGGUGGUUCGUGGAGAACGUCGCGGGCAUGACGUCCAGCAGCCUGCGUGGCAUGAGCCAGGCCCUCGGCGUCAAGCCCGUGUUUCUGUGUACCUCGGCCCUGGUGCCCUGCAGGAGGCCGCGGCUGUAUUGGCUGAGCUGGAGCGUCCGCCCGACCCCGCCGCUGGUCCUCCAGGAGCGCGAGGAUAUGUUCGUCGUCAGCUGCAGUGAGCCGCCCCUGUUGAAUUUCGAUUGGCGGGAUCCUGGCGCGCGCUGGCUGGGCGAGCCUGGGCCUUACCCCACCCUCGUGUGCAGCAGGCCUCAGCGAGGCUACCCUUCAGCGCCGCGCGGGGUGAAGAGUGCUUCGCCCGAGGCGCUCGCUCGCUGGCAGUCGGAUUCGUAUCGCUACCAUGUUGCGCUCUACGAAGAGAAAAACCUCUUGCAGGACAGCGACGGAUCCUUGCGAGUCCCUUCGAGCUCCGAGCGGGAGAGGAUUAUGGGAUUCGACGUGCGUUACACGGCUGUAGCCACGAAGGGCUCGAACCAGCAGGAUAGCGACGACGCCAGGUCCUUCCUACUGGGCAACAGCUUCAAUGUGUUCUCGGUCGCUUGGCUGCUGCAGUCCCAGAGGUUCUUUAACCUUAAAAUUUAA
This is a messenger RNA of Prorocentrum cordatum, 3135 nucleotides long. The record is from the annotation of a GenBank genome assembly. Lineage: Eukaryota; Dinophyceae; Prorocentrales; Prorocentraceae.